AUGUCUGAAACUGCUACUAAUACCUCCACAACACCACCGCCCGAGACGCCGACAACAACUACAACUACAACAACUACACUACGAGAACAAUCACCACCAAUAUACUCCUUUUCCCUACCAGAUGCCCAAAACAACCUCGUGGAUUUCACUCAGUUCCGCAACAAAGUCCUCAUGAUAGUCAAUGUCGCCAGUUUAUGUGGUUUCACCCCACAAUACCACGAACUACAACAUCUCUACGCCAAAUAUCACGCUCAAGGGUUGGAAAUCUUGGGAUUCCCCUGUAAUCAAUUUGGCAAUCAAGAACCCAAAUCCGAUCGCAAGAUAGCUCUGCAUUGUCGACGCGAUUUUGGUGUUGAAUUCCCCAUCAUGAAGAAAAUUAAAGUUAAUGGCGAAGAUGAAUCGGACUUAUAUCUGUAUUUGAAAAAUGAACAACGGGGGAUGUUUGGGUUUAAGGGGGUUCGGUGGAAUUUUGAAAAGUUUAUAAUUGAUCGUGAAGGAAAAGUUGUUGCCCGAUUUGAUUCUUGGAUUACUCCUAAACAAUUUGAUUCGUUGAUACAACAAUUGUUAGACAAGGAGAAUAAAGCAAACAACAGCUAG
Molecule: messenger RNA, 597 nt
Organism: Lodderomyces margitis
Lineage: Eukaryota; Fungi; Ascomycota; Pichiomycetes; Serinales; Debaryomycetaceae
Gene: GPX3
Product: Gpx3p
Exons: 1
Coding region: 1-597 (198 amino acids)
Biological process (GO): response to oxidative stress
Molecular function (GO): glutathione peroxidase activity
Source: RefSeq, a predicted model, not a curated record